CUAGAAUAGCACUCUUCGACGAGAAGUCAAUGUGUUACUUACACCCAGCAGAUAUCAUCUCUAACCACAAGCCGGCGGCCAUGGAGCAGGAAAAGAUGCUGAAGCCCACUGUCACCUAUCAUCUGUUUCUGUAUCGCGUCGAGCUGGCCCGUCGGAAUGCCCGGCAGCUGCGGCUUUCCCGCACUAAAAUCGAGAUCACGGACGAGCUCAUCUCCAAUACGGUGCGCAAUCUGAAGACGUGCAGCAUGGACGACCUGAAGGCGGUCAACCGGGAGCUUCUGUUCAAGCGGAAACUGCGGAGCAACGUGUCCAAGCUGAAAAAGGAGGCCAGGCGGCAGCAGCGCCAAGAGAAUCAAGACAACUCACCAAAACAGGAUUAGUGUCGAAUCAAUCAGAGCGCUUUGAUUUAUUGUAUAUAGCCUGUGUAUAAAUACUUUUGAUAAGACUUUUGCAUUGAAAACGC
Messenger RNA from Drosophila erecta, 463 nucleotides. RefSeq lists its product as uncharacterized. NCBI's taxonomy places the organism in Eukaryota, Metazoa, Arthropoda, Insecta, Diptera, Drosophilidae. Bases 30 to 380 code for a protein of 116 amino acids. The transcript has a single exon. The record is from RefSeq and is a predicted model, not a curated record.